This is a messenger RNA of Babesia bigemina, 888 nucleotides long. RefSeq names its product phosphotyrosyl phosphatase activator, putative. Bases 1 to 888 code for a protein of 295 amino acids. Gene Ontology annotation, molecular function: protein tyrosine phosphatase activator activity; peptidyl-prolyl cis-trans isomerase activity. The transcript has 6 exons. The record is from RefSeq and is a predicted model, not a curated record. Gene Ontology annotation, cellular component: nucleus; protein phosphatase type 2A complex; cytoplasm. Gene Ontology annotation, biological process: mitotic spindle organization. Lineage: Eukaryota; Apicomplexa; Aconoidasida; Piroplasmida; Babesiidae.
AUGGAGGCUGAUAUGCCUCCGCCGACCACCACGCCUAAUCAGCAGGAUGCCGACGAUGCUAUGAAGUUCAUACUUAAGCUCAAUGACGCAGCUGCGAAUAAGCCUAUUCCCGAUGUGGCGGAGUUUCAGCGCGGCGAUUCAGAUGCAACCGCCAACAAUGUAGUGUUGAAGCUGGAGUCGGUACUGCAGAAGCUCCACGACAUGACGGAAGAUCACAAGCCAGAGGACUACAGCGACUGCCGCUUCGGUAGCAAGGCGCAUCCAAUGUGGCUACACGAGGUUCAGGAAAUGUGGGACGAAAUCGCAAACACGCUUGGGAUCGUCAAGGCGUGUUCUAACCAAAGCUUGCGCCUAAUUAUCAGGGGGAAUUUCAUUCACUCGUUUGGAAACCAAGUCCGUAUCGAUUACGGAACUGGUCAUGAGCUGCAAUUUGUGAUCUUCCUAAAGAGACUGCGCGAUGUGGGUUUGAUACGGAGUCACGAUUUAAGUGGCGUCGCGCUUAGGGUGAUGUCCAGAUACUUCCGGCUAAUCCAGCACCUGAUUGACAGGUACAGGCUUGAGCCUGCUGGGAGCAAAGGGGCGUGGGGCAUUGACCACUACCAGUUUCUGCCUUUUGUGCUAGGGUCCGCCCAGCUCAUGUCAAACGAGGCCAUCAAGCCGGGCGAGGUCGUUUUAAAUGGGUUCAAAACUCCGGAGGAAGACAAAUAUAUUUUCCUGCAGACCGUCGAGUACAUCAAGAGGAAAGUCAGGGGGAUGCCGCUAGAAAUCGCAUCGCCAAUGUUACAUGGCAUCUGCGCGUCAUGCACAUGGUCGAGGAUUAAUUCAGGGCUUUUGGAAAUGUACAAAAAUGAUAUUGCCCAUCUGACGCGUGUUCGACAUGGAUCUUAG